GAUACACGCGACUACGCGAGAAAGUAUCUAGGGACCACUUAGGUGGGGAUUUUCUCGAAGUGCUUCACAGACAUGUCUGUCCGUAGUCCGAAACUUUUGGUCUCUGGGCUUCAAUGUUGUUUCGUAUUAGGGCUCUAAUUAGUUAAUGGACCGGUUGGAUUUAACAAAAAAUUAAGAAAUUUUUUUACAACCUUUUCAUGUUUGAUACAAUCAUGUCAAAUGAAUUGCAGUUGCAGACGACUCAGAAAGAUCUAAUUAUAAGUGUGCUUAUGAUGAGGCCGAGAGUGAAAGAUCUGAAACUGACAAGCUGGUUGAUGGUAUGGAUUUCGGAGAACUUUGCAAUGAGUUUGAAUGCUUUAGUAGUCCUUCCGUUGAAGCUACUGCAAGGCUUCUUGUUCGAGACAUAUUGGAGCUUCGUGACGAUAGUCGCUCUUUCGCCACAUAUGCCAUUUCAGUCCAAUAUAAGGAUCCAGUCCGAAAUAUCACUGGUCGAGAAAAGUACAAGAGGCCCCUGUGGGUAAAAGAUGCCAUGGAAAAUCCCACAUCUAGUGUGCAAGAAAUGGUGAUGUUGUCAACCAGUGUCUUGAACAUCAAGUGGACAGUUAAAGGGAAGCCCAAGCCUGCAUUAGCCGCCGCUAUAGGAGGCGAUCUGACCAUCAAAGUUGACUCCAAAUUCACUCUUAACCAAAUCAGUGGACAAGUGAUUGGGUAUGAAGAGCUGUGGGACUUGUCUGCUUCGUCUAUCAUUGCUCAAACGUGUUUUUUGAUGUCGCGCCGACUAUCCGCAAGCAUUGAGGCUGGAAAGGACACGUUCGACUUCGUGAAGGAUUUCACAAGAAGGUUUAACACAGAAAACGAAAACAUGGAAGUCGAUCCUGAGAGCUCUGGUGAUCCAACAAAGUUUUUCCUGAGGGACGACAGCUAUGAAGGAGGAGACUUGUAUCAAAUUGCACUAUUUUUAGCACUUGUGUAUUUUGUUGUACAGUUUCUAAGGACAACCCUAUAAGUCUUCCAAUAUAUACAAUGUCAAUGUUUCUUAUAAGGACUUGUAUCAAUAUUUUUUUUCUUGUAAAAUUUUCAAUACUUUUAAGAAUAUAGUAUUUCAGAGCACUCUAUAUGUAAAAUAAGAGGGUGUUUGGGAGUGUGGUUGAUUGUUGAAAAAUCAAAAGUUUUAAUAGAAGCGGAAAGCAUAU
Messenger RNA from Cuscuta campestris, 1193 nucleotides. Lineage: Eukaryota; Viridiplantae; Streptophyta; Magnoliopsida; Solanales; Convolvulaceae. The record is from the annotation of a GenBank genome assembly.